AUGACUGACAACCUAAGACCUACCCGUGCAAAAGCCACUGGUGUUGCAAAUGCAGUAUUGGAUGGGACGCUGGUAACUCUUAACUCAAAACUUGUUGCUCUGAACCCUUUAAAAUUUUGGAUUGAUGCAAUUCUUCUUGGUGCUGAGGCUGUACGUGACUCUUACCCUGUUGAAACUAUCUCAAUCAUUGGUAAAAUUUGUGCUGAGAUAAAUAAUUUGGACAUAACUCAUAUGUUCAUUAAGUUGGCAACUUUAUUUCAGGGUGGAAGCUAUUCAUCCACGCUGUUGUGCUGCUGCCUUACUUGUUAUGCUGCUGCUCCAGCUGUCCUGUAUUACUCUCUUCUCUCUUUGCCCCUUACGUUUUACCCCUUGACUAUUGGUGGUCCUCAUUACCCUCCCAAGGAGUGCCACCUUGUCCUCAAGGUGGAAAGAAGGGAAUUGGUGGCAUAUGGCAGCAUAGUCCUCCCAUGUAUUGUCACAAUGGGAAAGUGA
Molecule: messenger RNA, 492 nt
Organism: Pistacia vera
Lineage: Eukaryota; Viridiplantae; Streptophyta; Magnoliopsida; Sapindales; Anacardiaceae
Product: pyruvate kinase-like
Exons: 3
Coding region: 1-492 (163 amino acids)
Biological process (GO): glycolytic process
Cellular component (GO): cytoplasm
Molecular function (GO): pyruvate kinase activity; potassium ion binding; magnesium ion binding
Source: RefSeq, a predicted model, not a curated record